Molecule: messenger RNA, 1090 nt
Organism: Sturnus vulgaris (Common starling)
Lineage: Eukaryota; Metazoa; Chordata; Aves; Passeriformes; Sturnidae
Gene: BLOC1S2
Product: biogenesis of lysosomal organelles complex 1 subunit 2
Biological process (GO): lysosome localization; endosomal transport
Cellular component (GO): gamma-tubulin complex; BORC complex; BLOC-1 complex
Molecular function (GO): gamma-tubulin binding
Source: RefSeq, a predicted model, not a curated record
CGGGCCCGGGCCUGGCGCGGCCCGGAGGAGGCGGCUCCGGGAGCUGCUCCGUGCUCAUGGCGGCCGCGGCGGAGGGGCCGCCCGAGGCCGGCGCGCAGCCCGCCAAGCAGGAUCCUUCUAUUGAAACUGCCGAGGAAGCUAAGGAGCCAGCGGAGGCAGACAUCAAUGAACUCUGCAAAGACAUGUUCAGCAAAAUGGCCACUUACUUGACAGGUGAACUGACAGCUACCAGUGAAGAUUACAAACUCUUGGAAAACAUGAAUAAGCUGACUAGCUUGAAGUACUUAGAAAUGAAAGAUAUUGCUAUAAACAUAAGUAGAAAUCUGAAGGAUUUAAACCAAAAGUAUGCUGAUCUUCAGCCAUAUCUGGAACAGAUAAACCUAAUUGAGGAACAGGUUGCAGCUCUGGAGCAGGCAGCUUAUAAAUUGGAUGCGUAUUCAAAAAAACUUGAAGCCAAGUACAAAAAACUGGAGAAACGAUGAAAGUACAACAGAAUAUAAGUUGGAGUUGGGCAGUGAAUCAGACUGAUCUCUGGUUUUGCACAACAGCAAUUCUGUAUGUUGGCAAGGAUUUGGUUACAGCUAACAUGGAGACUGGGAACUUUUUCCAGCUGUUGAAUACAGUAAGCUGUAUUCAGGCUUAAGGCUGAAUAAUAUUUUCCUAUUCUCAAGGGGUACUGUUCCCUCAGUUCUACAGUGAAAAGUAGAAGCUUGUCCUUAAAUCAUGUCGAUAUUGGCUAUAUGUGUGUUAGUCCUGUUUUCCACAUGAAAUACUCGCUCUAGGGAAAGUCUUCCAUAACCUGUAAAGGCAUUUUGCCUUAGUAGCAGCGGGACCUAAACUUCAAUUUUUCCUUCAUUAAGCUCUGUUUUGGGAAGAUACCUGGAACUUUGGACUUAAUGGGUGGGGUAUUGAAAGCACUUCAUUUUGGUAUCCCCUUUUAUCUGUUUGAAAUAGAGAGACUACUUACAAAUUUACAAUAAACUUGCUGCAUUUAUUUCUCUGGAACUUCAAAUUCUGUUGGAAAGAUUGCACAAGCUGUUUUUAUUUUUUCAAAGGGGUCUGUUAAUAAAGACAAACUCCUUCAAGCUAC